GCUGAGCCGGUGGCCAGAGCACCGCCCCCAGGAGCGGAGGGAGGGGUGGCGGAGCCGGGGGGUGCCCAGCUGCCAUCCCCGCCGCCUCCUGGCCCCCACUCCCUGGCGCCCAAGUGGGAAGGCGGCAGCUGCCCGCUCCCUCCUCCCCACACCCCCGCUACCUGCCCAGUCCCCCGAAGCGAAGCGUGAGGCUGAGAGCCAACCCGGCCGAGCCCACAACUUUGCAGCCUCAGAGAAGACGAGAGCCGGCGUCCGGGGCUCCUCUUGUCCGCGAUCCCAGCUCGGAAUGUAAUCCAGGAUGCUGGCCCUGCGGCUGCUCAACGUGGUGGCCCCCGCCUACUUCCUGUGCAUUUCCCUGGUGACCUUCGUGCUCCAGCUCUUCCUCUUCCUGCCCAGCAUGCGUGAGGACACGGCUGCCACUCAGCUCUUCUCUCCUGCCCUGCUUCACGGGGCCCUCUUCCUGUUUCUCUCAGCCAAUGCCCUGGGCAAUUACAUCCUGGUCAUCCAGAACUCUCCGGAUGACCUGGGUGCCUCCCAGGGGACCACAUCCCGAAGAGCUCAGUGCCCGCCACCCAGCACCCACUUCUGCCGAGUGUGCGCUCGAGUCACACUGAGGCACGACCAUCACUGUUUCUUCACUGGUAACUGCAUCGGCAGCAGGAACAUGCGCAACUUCGUCCUGUUCUGCCUCUAUACCUCGCUGGCCUGCCUCUACUCCAUGGUGGCCGGCGUGGCCUACAUCUCAGCUGUCCUUUCUAUUUCUUUCGCUCACCCUUUGGCCUUCCUCACGCUCCUGCCCACGUCAAUCAGCCAGUUCUUCUCCGCGGAAAGAGCGCUCCUGUGUACGUGGCCUGGGUGUAAAGUGGUCUGGUGUUUCCCCUCCCCCGCAGGAGCUGUCCUCGGUUCUGAAAUGUUCGUCAUCCUCAUGCUCUACCUCUGGUUUGCCGUCGGCCUGGCCUGCGCUGGCUUCUGCUGCCACCAGCUGCUGUUGAUCCUCCGGGGGCAGACCCGCCACCAGGUUCGAAAGGGAAUGGCAGUGAGGGCCCGGCCCUGGCGUAAAAACUUACAGGAAGUCUUCGGAAAGAGGUGGCUAUUGGGCCUGCUGGUCCCCAUGUUCAAUGUCGGGAGCGAGAGCUCAAAGCAGCAGGACAAGUAGCAGGCAGGCACUCCAGCCAUUUCUGUGUGAAUCAGUUCCUCCUGAUCUUAAGACCACAGCACCCUUGUCUCCACCUGUGACCCACCACAACCUCUGCUGAUAAGGGCCUCACAUCCACCCCAGGUCUUCAAACCAGAGGGGACAUACUAGCAUCCUGCCCUGGAGGGAAAACGGCCAUCUGGGUCAGGCUCCUCACGGGCCAGCCAGGUGACUGCUGUUAGGACACCUCGGCUUCAGGUUUCUCCCUGGGGAACCCCUUUUCCUCCUCUGUCUGGCCCAUCCACCCUGUCUUAUGUCUCAUAUCAUCACUGCUUUUGCUGGAGCUCUUCCCCUCACCUUGGCAGUGAGGAGUGCAUUCUGGAUGCUGGUAGGAGACUCUCCAGUACCUGAAGGCUAGUAAAUAUGUACACUUACCAUGUGUGAGUUGCAGCCAAGUCAGCUCUGCCAAUUGGGGGUGAAAAUGGAAAGGGGUGGGGAUGCAUCCUUACCCCUCCUCAAAGAGUCAGUAGUGGGAAGGAGAAAGCAUGGGCACCUGCCACUCAGUCCCUGUUCAACGCCCAUUCCCUGGAGACAGCAAACAAUGGCCUAGUGUUUCUAAAUGCUGUUUCCUGCCCACCCUCCCCAGCUACCUUAGCCAAGUCCAGGAGUUAGCUGGAUGCUUCUUUUCCCUGGUAUUCCUCUGGCCUUCAGCCUCCAGACUUUUGCUAGAUGUUGGGAAAGGAAGGAGAAGAAAGAGAGAAAGAGGAGUUACCUGUAAGUAAUAAGGGAGGUGUGUUUCUACAUAAUCUUGUAUAAUCAUAUGGGGGGGGAGAGAGAGAGAGAGAGAGAGAGAGAGAGAGAGAGAGUAAGAGGGGGUGGAGGUGAGAAUGUUGUUAUGAGCACAGAGAAAGAGUGCAUAUUGGAGGGGGGGGGAGACGGGAAAAUGGGUUGCUUAAGGUGUUGUAUAAAAGGCGUUCUUGCAGCCAAAGCUGUCUAGUGCCUGAACAUUACCUGGAGAGGUAGUGAGUGCUGACCAUUGAAAGGAUUUUAACAGAACCUAGGCAGUUAUCUUCCAUGUGUGCAAGAGAUUUUUUUGUACUAGUUUGUUCUAGGGAAGCUUAGAGAUUCCUUCCCACUCCAGGAUCCAAUGUCUCCUUUGCCACUGCUGGGCCCAGGUACCAGAUCUGCAGAGACACCUGCGAGUUACUUGCCUUCAUAGAGAUUAUAGUGGGCAUGAAAGGAGUCUCAGAAUCAUAAUACAAACUCUUCAGACCCACCCCAGCCUCUCAAGAGACUACUGUUAGUAGUGGUGGAAGGAACUAACAUUGGAGGAUAGGGAGAGAGGAACAGUGUAAAGGCCAGAUGGGGGCAUUGUGGGGAGAGAAAAGCCUGAAGGUCAUGCUCAGUCCUAAGAGAGGAGAUUGGAGGAGUGAAGGCUAGAGGUGGGAAUGACCAGAAUAUGAGGGCACAAUUGCCAGUCCAUCCCUGCUCUUCUGACUAGCUCUGGAUGGAGGCAUUGUUAUGUGUUCUGGGACCCAGAGGACCAGACCCCUGGGGCAUAUGAAGGAGUGGCGAUACUAAAAGAACCCUCUCCUGACUUGGUCCCAAAUCUGAUCCAACAUCCAUAGACAGCAAGGCUGAAGCCCAUGCCCUACAGUGUCUAGUGUGUGGCUACAGUGACCCCAGCCAUUGCUCCAUAACACCCUGAAUUCUUGAACAGAGCUUGGGAGACUUUUUACCCAUGUCCUGCUUUGGCACCCUCCAGAGAGCUAAUGUAGUAAUGGCCUCUGCUCACACUUCUCCCUCCAGUGUUGUUUCAGUCAUCCAUUCAUUCAUCCUGCCUAUAUUUAGCAAGAAACAGCUAUGGGCUGACCCUCAGGCACUGGCAAUCCAGAUGCCCACCAUCAAGGGCAGCUGCUUCCUACGCUUUGACAAAUAGCCGUUCUGCUAUCUUGGUGGUUACUGGAGCAGGCCACUUGAAGGGAAAGGAUGUGGCACAGAGGGCUGAAGGGGAACCCAGGUUUCUUCAGUGGAAAAGCUAUUGGGGUCAUCCUCACUCCUGAUUCUGGCCAUACUUAAGCAGCAGGAGGAGACAAGGUGGGGAGGGUUGGACAGUUCAGGCCUUAGAGCUCUCUUGACCUUGAAACUCAAACUUGAAAGUCAGCCCUGCCUUGUCCUGGAUCAGCACCAUGGGGCCUGAUAUCCCAAAAGGGGGGAAAGGGAGAAUUUCAGGGGGCCAGUUCAUCAAAUACUGGUCAGUGAGGAGUGGCUAUGGGGAAGUUGCCGGGCAUGGGACUUGAGUAGUGUUUGUGUACAUGGCCCUCUAUUGUCAAUGAAGAACAUCAAUAAAAUGUGGUUUUCAACUGGA
Molecule: messenger RNA, 3503 nt
Organism: Nannospalax galili (Upper Galilee mountains blind mole rat)
Lineage: Eukaryota; Metazoa; Chordata; Mammalia; Rodentia; Spalacidae
Gene: Zdhhc22
Product: zinc finger DHHC-type containing 22
Exons: 3
Coding region: 299-1156 (285 amino acids)
Biological process (GO): protein palmitoylation
Cellular component (GO): Golgi apparatus
Molecular function (GO): palmitoyltransferase activity
Source: RefSeq, a predicted model, not a curated record